This is a messenger RNA of Pan troglodytes (chimpanzee), 1676 nucleotides long. RefSeq lists its product as uncharacterized. Lineage: Eukaryota; Metazoa; Chordata; Mammalia; Primates; Hominidae. The record is from RefSeq and is a predicted model, not a curated record. The transcript is spliced from 8 exons. The coding region runs from base 1071 to 1676 and encodes 201 amino acids.
CUCCUGACCACAAGUGAUCUGCCCACCUCAGCCUCCCGAAGUGCUAGGAUUACAGGCUGAGCCACCGUGCCCGUCCUGUUUGUGGUUAUAAUUUCUCACGGGUGGGAUUUCCCUGCACUCUUCCCCGCUGUCUUCAGUGCCAACACUGCUUUCUUUGUGGCCCCUGGAGCAGGGCAGGGGCUUCUCACUCACCCCUAUCCUGAGGCUGUGGUCAGACGAGGUCCUAACUUUAUGGGAUCUUAAGGCAGCAUGAGAGAGAGAGGCAAGAAAAGACCCUAAAACUACCCCCCAAGCCUAUCUGCACACUGCCAGGCCUGGCACCUCCUUCCUUGAAUUGCAGCUCAUUCUCUACACACAAACUAUGGUAGCCUGCAGGCUCUUCGUGUUUUCCUCGCAGGUGUGGGUGUGUUUGUUCCUCAGACCUGGGCUUCCUUCUCUAGGUUAUGGCUUCUCUAGGGUUGAUUUCGGAGGAGUCAGGCCCGUGGUUAGCUAGCUUACUCCAGCAUCGAUGACAGAAGGCAUCUCUACUAUUGGAUAUGAUCGUCAGGCUUAUGGGGCCAAAGAGGGGAUGUGGGAGCCAUUUCCAACUCAUCCCAAGGGAGGUAGAUUUCUUCUUGAGGCAUUCUUUUUCUGUCUUGAAUCUUCUUUUUCUUUCAGUGUUCUGGCUGACGCAGCUAUGGGGAAGAAGGUCUUGCACAUUCCAUACAGAGAUUCUGUUCUGACCAAACUGCUCCAGUCAGCUCUGGGUGGGAACAGCAGAACCGCUUUGAUCGCAGCCGUAAGUCCAGCUGACAUCUGCUAUGAGGAAACUCUAUCAACAUUAAGAUAUGCGGAAAGGGCAUGGUGCCAGGCAAGGGGAUUUUUGUGCUAAUGACAAAUGAAGAUGAGCUCUGUAAGCGACAGCUCCUCGGUCAGAGCCACUCGCUGGGCAGCCCUGCAGCCCCUGCACAGACCAGCUCUCCACACUGGCUUAAAAGAUCCGGAACAAAGCAGUGGUCAACACCUGGACACUGAUGAGAAAGUCAAGGGCGGAGAACAGCAAGCUGCUGCCCUGAUGCAGAAACUCCAUAAUGUCAGAGCCGUCGGCCUGUCUCCAGGCAGAGCAGCAGCUGGGGACUCCUGAUCAGGUGACCUGGGCACACCUGCUGGAGAAGGCCCAGGAGCGGCAGAUGAUGACCUUCCCUCACCUUCUUAACGUCAACGAGGACCCUCAGCUCACCAGGGUGCUCAAGUACUUCAUUCAAGCUGGUUCAUGUGACGCUGGUCGGGCUGCCUCAAAUGCUAUCACGAUUCAAGGUUUGGGUGCUUGGAGCCCUGACCCACCAGACUACAGAAAGCCCAGACUGUGGAGUGACCCCUGGGGCUCCCUCAGGAGGCCCCUGCAGGAGCCCUGGGAAACCCCAUGCCGGGCCUCACCCAGUCAAGAGCUGUCCCCAGCUCUGUGGCUGCCCUGCCUGGGAGGCUGCUGCUGGAGUGUCUCCAGCUGGGAAGCACCAUCACCUGCGUCCUUCAGACAGAUCACCCCCGUCCCCGUACGAAAGCCCACGGGCCGUCGUGGCUGGAGGGGUGCUGACCCAGGGGCUGGCUGGCCCCGCCUCGUCCUGCACUGCCAGCCUCCUUCUUGGGACAUCUUCCUGGGGAUCCCCCUCAAGUCCCUUUCCAGAACACGUCCUUAG